This is a messenger RNA of Aspergillus calidoustus, 300 nucleotides long. The record is from the annotation of a GenBank genome assembly. Lineage: Eukaryota; Fungi; Ascomycota; Eurotiomycetes; Eurotiales; Aspergillaceae.
AUGCCUCGUGCCCUCGCAAAAGUAGGUGACCACGUCGUCGCCGAGACGGACAGCUGGGAGACGGUCGAGGGAAACAUCUACUUCCCCCCAUCCGCUAUCAAGGACACCAGCUUACUUGAGCACUCGGACCUGUCCACCUUUUGUUCCUGGAAGGGGUACGCUUCGUACUGGAGCAUCAAGGUCGAUGGCAAAACACUCGAGAAUGCCGCGUGGUACUACAAGGAGCCGUACGAUGCAGCCAAGAACAUCAAGGAUUAUAUUGCGUUCUACAAGGAUAAGGUUGAUAUCGUUGAGGAGUAA